GGUGGACGUCUUCGAGGGACGAGCAUGUUGCCCCUCCCCGCGUGCAUUUGUUAGUAAACUCGACAGGCCGUAGUAAGGGCGUCACAAACGCUGCGCGCGCGCAAACUUCGAUCGAGGCAACAUUCAAUCGUGAAGUAGCGUGCGAAGCGGAUCGCUCAGCGGUGACGGUCGCGCGCUUUCAGUUUACGAAUUGCGACAAGUUGACAGUUCUAGUGGACUCUACAGUUCAAGUUGAAGAGUACAGUGAUGUCGAAGGAUAGCCAACGGUUCAGCCGGCUGGGCGUGCUGGCGCCGGCCGCGCUGUCCGCCUGCAUGGACGCCUCCGUGCUGGCCGUGCCGGCUGCCGGGGCCAUCGUCUCCACCGUCCUCAAGGAGCUCAGCAAGGCGUUCAUGCUGAAGAAAUGGUUUCAUGGAGUAAUGUCGGCAAAAGAAGCGGAGCUGCUGAUCAUGCAGAAGGGAAAGAACGGUUCCUUCCUCGUGAGGGAGUCUCAAGCCCACCCUGGAGAGUACGUGCUGUCUGUUAGAGUGAGAGGGAGAGUCAGCCACGUCAUGAUUCGAAGACAGCACGAUAAGUACGACGUGGGCAGCGGCGAGCAGUUCGACGACCUAGUAGGAUUAAUAGAGCACUUCAGGUUGUACCCCAUGAUUGAGACCUCUGGAGACGUGCUGCGACUCCUGCAGCCGGUCAGCGGCACCCGGCUCCGGGCGCAUGAUAUCGACCGCAAGGUGCAGGAAAUGCAGGAGAUUGAAGACUACCAGAAGCUGGACAGCAAAUGCGGGUUUGAUGGAGAGUUCCAGUCGCUGAAGAUGUUGGAGGAUCGGCACGUGUUCACAAACUUUGAGGGCACCAGACCAGAAAACGCGCCCAAGAACCGAUACAGAAAUAUAUUACCAUAUGACCAGACGCGUGUGGUUCUCCGUCGGCGAGACAAUAGGCCGGAGUCAGACUACAUCAACGCGAGCUAUGUCAGAUCCUCGAGGCUCAGCGACUCCUCCUCCUCCGUGCAGUCCUCCAAUGAAAGCCUGGACAGUGUUCAAUCUCUGAUCCUGAACAGUGAAUCGAAGAAGGCGCCACCUUUAGUUUCCAAGUCCCUCUCAGACGAGGCUUUGAGAGAAGUGAAAAAAUGUUUAAAACUGGACAAAAUUAAUGGCAACCUUUGCCGUGACGUAACAGUAAAAGACAAGACGUAUAUAGCUGCCCAAGGCUGUCUCUCCAACACGAAGGACGACUUCUGGCGCAUGAUCUGGCAGGAGGACGUCCGGGUGAUAGCUAUGAUCACUAACGAAGUGGAAAAUGGCAAGAAAAAGUGCGAAAGGUAUUGGCCGUUGUCUGGCCACGAGGAGCGAUUCGAUGGUCUCACAGUGAAGUCUAUCUCGGAGACGCAUUAUGAAGAGUACCUACUUCGGGAGUUUGAUGUCAGCGACGACAAGAGCUGUCGAACUGUCUUCCAAUACCAGUUCACUGCUUGGCCCGACCACGGCACUCCCGGCGACCCUGACGGAGUGCUGUCCUUCAUAGAUGACAUUAACCGGAGAAUGAUCAAAAAUUCCCAAGAAGCUGACGCUCCCGAACAGAACAUCCUGUGCGUGCACUGCUCCGCUGGCGUCGGCAGGACGGGCACGUUCAUAGUCCUGGACAUGCUAAUCGAUAGGAUAAAGACAUCUGGAUUCAAUUGUGAUAUUGAUGUCCAUUCCACGGUGAAGCUGGUGAGGGCACAGCGCAACGGUAUGGUGCAGAACAAGAUGCAGUACAGGUUCAUUUACCUGGCGCUACAGGAGUAUAUUGAUGGAAGGAACAUCAAAAUGAGAAAAAAGAUGCGGGUGAAUGUGAAUAUAUUGUGCGGAGCGACUGACCGCUUGACUUCCUCGACUCAGUUGGUUGAGAUACCGAUUUCAUAAGGUUUACACGUCAGACGCGUGAAUGAAGAAACGACCAAAGUUGAAUGAUAUUUUAGUUUUAGUGAUCAUAGCUAUUUAUAAUUUAAUUGUUAGUUGUAGGUACUAAUGUCCAUGGAACCAUGUAUCCAGUCAGUCAUUAUAAUUUCAUAUUUAAGACUUUCUUUCAAUAAAUGUCUGUGUAUGAA
Spodoptera frugiperda (fall armyworm) is the source of this 2084-nucleotide messenger RNA. Its product is annotated as tyrosine-protein phosphatase corkscrew. Gene Ontology annotation, molecular function: protein tyrosine phosphatase activity. The transcript has 13 exons. Gene Ontology annotation, biological process: protein dephosphorylation. Lineage: Eukaryota; Metazoa; Arthropoda; Insecta; Lepidoptera; Noctuidae. The record is from RefSeq and is a predicted model, not a curated record. Bases 247 to 1899 code for a protein of 550 amino acids.